Messenger RNA from Rhipicephalus sanguineus (brown dog tick), 1776 nucleotides. RefSeq lists its product as uncharacterized. Lineage: Eukaryota; Metazoa; Arthropoda; Arachnida; Ixodida; Ixodidae. Gene Ontology annotation, cellular component: membrane. The record is from RefSeq and is a predicted model, not a curated record. Gene Ontology annotation, biological process: transmembrane transport. Gene Ontology annotation, molecular function: transmembrane transporter activity. The transcript has 9 exons. The coding region runs from base 1 to 1758 and encodes 585 amino acids.
AUGUCGAAUCCUUGGCGUGUCCUGCGGCUGGCCCUCUCGACCGCGUCCCAACCUUUCCGCUGGCUGCUGCGGCAAGUGGCCGCCGGUUAUUCCGAGGAGAACGGCGAGCAGCCCGCGAACGACCCUUCUUUCUGGACUCUGUUCGGCGCCUGGCUCAGGGGUCGCAAGAUGGAGGCUCUGCUUUUUGCUUACACGGCGGCGGCCACCAUGCCGUCCGCGGCCAUAGCUGAGAUCUUCAGGCAGCAGUCUUGUCGCAGCCUGUCGUACGCUAGGCCCGUCUGCGACAACCUCGCCGACCACGAAGACGAGCGCUACAAGGUGUACGUGCUGUCGCGCCGCUACCUACUCUUGUCGGAAGGCGUGCUCACGCUCACCUCCGCCGUGGUCGCCAUCUUGGCGGGCCCGGUGUGCGACAAGUACGGACACCGGACGCUCGUGAGCCUCGCCAUCGCGGGCGCCGCGACCACCUCGCUCGUGCGGGUCUUCCUCGCUCUGGGCAGCGGCCACAUGCUGGCGCACGUGUUCUCGGUCCUGCCCAUGGGUCUGACGGGAGGUCACGUGCUUAUGCUCGCCUGCUGCUACUACGUGGUGACGAAGCGCACCCAAGCUAGGCUCUUUCGAACAGUCAGGUUUUACCUGCUAGAAGUGGCGGCGCUCAUCGGCCGUGCAGUUGGCUGGCUCAUGGGCUGGCUGCUGCACUCGGUCCUCGGUCACCACGUGUCGCUGUGGUCGGCGCUGGCAGUGCAGUGCUUCCUGCUAGCGACGCUGUGGGCGAGCCCCAACGUCAGGGACUCUUCGACGAGCUCGACGGGCAAGCUGAACCAGCUGAGGCUGCUGGUGAGCAGGGAAAACGCUCGCGAGGCGGCGAUGAUGCUUGGCGGCCACCGGCGGAUCCGAGGCACGCUCAGGCUGCUGUUCGUGCUGCAGGCGCUCAUCGCGGCCAUCAAUUACGGGCCCGAUGAGAUCCUGUACCCCUAUGCCCGGCUGGCGUACCACUGGACGUAUUCGCACUUCGCGAUCGUCUCGGCUGUCGGCGGCCUGUUGGUCGGGGUGAUCGGAGUGUUCGCCAUUGGCUGCAUGCGCGUCGUCGGCGUCAACGACGUCACCUUCAUGAACAUCGGCGCCAUGUUUGGGGGCGUCCGCGACCUGAUCAUCGGCCUGACGCGGAUGUCCACCGUGUUCUACUUCAGCUACAUAUUGGCCGUGCCACAAGGGGUAGCACCGGUGGGCCUCAAGUCGUACUUCUCCAAGCUAGUUCCGACGGACGAAAGCGGCAAGUUCAUGGCCCUGGUGACUGCCUGCGAGUCUGUGUUCACCGUGCUCAGCAGAGUGGUGCUGUCGUUCACCUUCGACGUCGCCUCGGCCUUGUUCUUGGGCCUGCCCUUUAUCGUCUGCGCCGCGCUUGCCGUGCCCGUCGUCUCACUCUCGGGGUUUCUUGACCCAACGCCGGAAUCGAGCAGUUCUAGUAGCGGCAGUGGGCCGGCCCCGGCCGGCGAGCAAGGCGCGGACGACGGCGGUGCCGCCGCAGCAGCAGCAGAGGUACCGGGUUCGGCUCCCGUAGCUGCGGCGGCUGGCGGCAUGCUCGCCGAACCCCUGCGAAAGCUCGGGGGCGCUCUGACGGUGCCAGUUGCGGUGCAGGCUGCUCAGGCACAGGCCGCACGCGUACUGCCGGCCGCCGCGCACCUGGUGGCUGCCGCCGUGUCUCAUCCGGGACAGCAGCGCCACCCUCCGGCGACGGGGCCCGCAGUUCGGUCGUGAUGGGCCCGUCUGCCUCCU